AUGCGGGGUUUUCGUACACAGGAGGUCAAGCAGCGGUUCACUUCGGUGAAGGCAUGGGAGCUCCCCAAGCACCCCAGUGCGAUCGCCCCGGAUGGCGUUUGGACGAACUCGGAUAUGGACCCCGUUCCGUUGGAACAUCAAACAUGGAGCAUCUGGACCAUUCUGGCCUACUGGAGUUCAGAUCUGAUGAACCUGUCAACCUUGCAAACUGCGGGAAGUAUCCUGGCAGUCGGAUUAAGCUGGAGAGAGGCUAUUCCCGCCAUGGCGGUUGGGACCUUCGCGAUCGCCAUCGCCAUGGUUCUUAACGGCGCGAUCGGAAGCAGACUUCAUGUUCCUUUCUCAGUCAUAGCAGCAGGGAGCUUUGGGUUCUACUUUCGCUACUUCGCCAUCGUUAGCCGAGCCAUCCUGGCCAUGUUCUGGUUUGGAGUCCAGUGUGCAAACGGAUCUUUCUGCCUCACCAUCAUGCUGAGCGCCAUCGCCCCUUCAUAUGCGGAUAUACCGAACACGUUACCCGAAUCGGCUGGAAUCACAUCCAUGGGAAUGUGCUCGUUCUUCCUCUUCUGGGUGCUUCAACUUCCUCUGUUGCUCAUUCACCCAACCAGACUCAGGCCCUUGUUCUACGUGAAGCUGCUUGCCACACCUGCUGUGGUCCUUGGUACCAUGGGUUGGGCCGUCAAGAAGGCUGGCGGCGGCGGCGACAUUUUCAAGUUGCAGCCCGAAGUUCCGGCAGGAACGGCACAGUAUGCGUGGCUAUGGCUCAAGUGUAUGUCGAGCGUAACAGGACAAUGGGCAACUAUGGGAGUCAAUAUUCCGGACUUCCUGCGCUACUCGAAAACGCCCAAUGGCCAAUUGGUGCAGCUGCCCUUCGUCCCUCUCGUGUUCACUCUCUGCGGCACGUUAGGAAUUAUCACGACCUCAGCGACAAGGGUGUUCGUGGGCGAAUACCUGUGGAACCCAUUGGACAUCGUUAGCCUGUGGCUGGCGAACGGGUCUGGAGGCCGGGCCGCCGCCUUCUUCGCCGCUCUGGCUUGGUUCAUCGCCACUGUAGGCACCAACAUCACGGCAAACUCGAUCAGUGCGGCAAACGACUUGACAGUCAUGUUCCCCCGCUACUUGAACAUCAAGAGGGGCUGCAUGGUUGCGGCUGUUGUCGGAGGAUGGGUGCUGGUGCCAUGGAAGAUCCUCAGUUCUGCGCAGACUUUCCUGAACUUCAUGGGUGCUUAUGCCGUGUUCCUCGCGCCGAUCAGUGGUAUCAUGGCCGCGGACUUUUGGCUUGUCAAGAAGCAACGUUACGACCUUCCUGGUCUCUACGACCCUCAAGGCCGCUACAGGUUCAUCGGGGGCGUCAAUUGGCGAGCGUUUGUUGCUUUCAUCGUCCCCGUGGCGCCUUCACUGCCUGGCAUGGCGCUUGCGAUCAGUGGAUAUCCCGCGGUCAAGAUAUCUGAAGGCGCACAACAUCUGUACAGCUUCGACUGGCUCUUUGGGUUCGUGGUGUCAGUGUUUCUGUACACAUCACUCAGCUGGUUCCUGCCCGCCAAAGAGUCUCUUGUAACACAGACCGUGUGGGUUAGAGACGGCAUGGAUAUCGAGGGCAGUCAUGGCAGCGACAUCGAGACACCCAAGAUUCCCGAGAAGGUGCAGGCAACAGCUCAGGAUGGGCACCAUAGCCCUGAUUCCAAGGUACUCUGA
Colletotrichum karsti is the source of this 1689-nucleotide messenger RNA. Its product is annotated as ncs1 allantoate transporter. Bases 1 to 1689 code for a protein of 562 amino acids. Lineage: Eukaryota; Fungi; Ascomycota; Sordariomycetes; Glomerellales; Glomerellaceae. Gene Ontology annotation, cellular component: plasma membrane. The record is from RefSeq and is a predicted model, not a curated record. The transcript has 5 exons. Gene Ontology annotation, biological process: nucleobase transport; transmembrane transport. Gene Ontology annotation, molecular function: nucleobase transmembrane transporter activity.